Messenger RNA from Bradysia coprophila, 2774 nucleotides. RefSeq names its product protein-lysine N-methyltransferase SMYD4-like. The record is from RefSeq and is a predicted model, not a curated record. Gene Ontology annotation, molecular function: histone deacetylase binding. Gene Ontology annotation, cellular component: nucleus; cytoplasm. Lineage: Eukaryota; Metazoa; Arthropoda; Insecta; Diptera; Sciaridae.
CGACAUUGGUUGUUGUGGAAAUAUUAGUUUAAAAUAAGUUAAAAUAAAGAACAACACCGUCAUUUGCACAUAAGAUACACAGACACAUCGCAGCUCUCAAGAUAAAUCAAGACGCGUUGUUCAACAUCAUGCUCAUACAUCACUAAAUGAAAAAAAAAACUUUCAAAAGAUUUAAAAUAAAUUACACACAGUUCAUACAAAUUGUUUGUCGAGAUGAUACGAUUGUAGUCAAUCUUUCGGUGCGUAUUGUGCGAAUGUGAAUAAUAGUAGGAACAAUAUUUUUAUCCUAAAAUAACUUGCUCGUGAUAUUUCCGUUUUGUAUAAUCAUUCAUUUUUAGUUCAAUCAAAUUCAUUCAAUCACUCAUGUGUGUGGAAUUAAAACUUCUUCUUUUUUUCGGUCAGAUUAGUUGUGAGAUAAUAGAAAAUUGUCGCAAGUCACAUUUAAGAUAGAAGUGCUUCCACUUGCGGUUUUCGAUCAAAAUAUGUCCAACAUUCAAGAGGAAGUUGACUGUGUGUGGAAUGGAAAAUUUUUAAAAGAUGAUAAGCAUGUGAACGAUUUGAGAGCAGAGUUUUUACAAAAUUUAGAGAGUAAUAUUAACGGAAUUGAAAGUGAUAUUAAUUCGUGUAAAGAUGAACUGGAGCGAAUUCAAAUUAUUAAGAAAUUGUUCCAAUGGAUAUCGUUGCCACAAGUUUAUUUUGAACGAUUUUCUAAAUCGAUCGAUUCUUCUUUGAGAUUGCGUGAGAGAGCAAAUUUAGCGUACAAAAACGGAAGAUACAAUGAAGCCUUACGUGGAUACACCUUAGCAAUAAUGUUUGCACCGAUGAACAGUGAAGAACUUGGACUGGCGUAUGGAAAUAGAUCGGCACUGUUUGUUCAAAUGAAAGAACACCAUUCGGCCCUUCAAGAUAUAAAACUAGCUUUAGCUUGUCCGUAUCCAGAAUCACUAAAAAAUAAACUUUUGGACCGACAGAAAAAGUGUAACGACCUUAUAAUCAGAAAUGACAACACACGACUCAAAAGUGAAAAGAAUUCUAUUGGAAAAAAGUAUUGCGACGAAAAUGUGCUUAGGCUAAAAACACCAAAUCCGUUUGUUACCAAUGCAGAAGAGUUUGUUACUAUAAAUUACACAAAAGAAAGAGGAAGACGAUUGGUAGUAAACAGAAACAUUGCGGCAGGGACCGUUCUAGUUUUCGAGAAGCCAUAUACUUACGUUUUUGCUAACUACUUAACCUGGGAGACGACUCAUUGUCAUCUUUGUUCGAAAAAGAUUCUUGCUGGAGUACCCUGCAACCUGUGCACAUUUGCAAUUUACUGUAACGACACAUGCCGAGAUGGUCAUAAAAAUGUCCACUAUAUGGAACACAAAAUGAUACCAUACCUUCAUUGUCAUGAAAGCGGAUUGAAGGAUCUAAUUGCUAUCAGAAUCCUUAUAAAAGCUGGACCACAACUACUGUUCAGUUUGUUCCAGAGAAGGAGAAAAUCAUGGUAUAAGGACGUAAAUGAAAAUUAUGCAGCUCCUGAUGCUUAUUUUAAUACAAACAAGGAUACUGUGUUAGGCUUCAAUGAUGAAGGUGUAUACGAAUCAGAAAGUUAUUUGCCCGUGUACCAUUUAAUUUCGCAUACACAAUCGACACCAUUGAAAGACAGCGUUUCGAAUGGGUUUCGUGCCAUCGUUCUAACAUACUUGCUUCGUGACACGUCAACGUUUUUCGACUCGUUGAAGGAUCAUUAUUCAGCAGAGUGUUCACAAGAAGAAUUUGAAGAGUUUGUGGGAUCGUUGUUACUGAGACACAUAGAAAAUAUACCAUGCAAUGCCGUUUCCAUCUCAGAAUUACAAUGCGAACGGCAAGACCUAACGGUCAAGAAUCUGAAAAAUUGUAAAUCAAUUUCGUAUGGGCAGGGUGUUUUUUGUCUGAUAUCGCUCGCAAAUCAUUCGUGUGAUCCAAAUGCAGUUAUAGCUAAAAAAGACGAAUUUCAGCACACGUCUCUGGUGUCUGUUCGGUCUCUGAACGCUGGUGAUGAAAUUUUCAUCACAUAUAAACCGCAGUUUACAUCACAAAUUACAAAGGACCGUCGAAUGUUUCUGCUCGAUAGAUAUCACUUCAUUUGCCAAUGUCAGGCUUGCACCUCCAAUUGGUGUUUAGAGUCACAUGUGACCUACAAGCUGCCGGUAAUAUAUUGCAUUGAAUGUCAGAAAAAACCAUGUAAAACUUGCAAAGCUUGCGAAAAAGCUUCAAUGAAUUUCGCCUUUCAAUUGGAAACUUAUCAAUCCAAACUUUAUGACGCAGACGAUUUAUUGCAAUCGGGUGAUUAUAUACAGGCGAUUCGUAUAUUGAAAGAUUCAUUACAAUUUUUUAGUCAACAUUUCUCGUCGGUAUUUUCGUUAUUUCAAGUCGCCCAGGAUUUAUACAAACGAGCAUUGUUGUUCAUGCUCUACAGUUAUGAUUGAUAGGGGGCUUGUUUUAAUUCUGAUUUAAUGUUAAUUGAUUUUGUGUAAUAAAGAGACGCAGAUUAAUAUAAUUAAGUAAAUAUUUGUGAAAAUAAUAUUUUGCUCAAAUUAUAAUGAGUACGGUCGAUUGCUUGUCAUAUAUACUUUAGGAAUACACACAAACAGAGAUGUUAACGAACUCGUCGAGGUGUUAUCAAAGUUAAUUUAAGAUUUAUUUGAAUUGAUUUUUUUUAGAAAAUGUAAUGUGACAUAUCAAGCCACGGUGGAGCUGAACAGCUUUUUUAUGCAAAGUUUGUGAACAUGGAAAAUUCAUUAUUUGAAGUC